AUGAAGAGCUUAGGAUGCACCGAAAUUAUCAAUUGUUGCCUGACGAAAAUAAUUUGCAGUAGCGAUGUCUCUCACAUUCACUAUACUAUAACCACAUCAUUUCCAGCAUCACCUCAAUUUUCUUCAUUUUCACUAACUAUAAAACCUUCAUGGUCAUUUUUUCCUCUAUCUGUUUCUGUGCCCAAAACCUCAAACUUCCCUGAAACAAUUUGAUUUAAGAAAUUCCCAUUUCCCUUUAUAAUGGUUAAGAAGAUUGUUAAAGGCCCAACAGGCUCAUCUAAAGUGAAAGAGCAGUGACGAAAAGUCUAUGACGGUAUUGCGAAAAUGAGAGAAGGCAUAGAGGCACCAGUAGAUGUAGAAGGCGCAUCAACUCUUGCAGAUCAAACUUUAGAGCCUCGACUAGUGCGCUAUCAAACCUUAAUAGGACUACUUUUAAGCUCCCAAACAAAGGACCCAGUUACUGCAAAAACUAUUGAAAAGCUCCAAAGUCGAGGACUUACCCCAGAAAGAAUGGCAGAAAUUUCCGUUGAAGAUUUAGCUGAAGAAAUCUAUGGGGUAAGCUUUCACAAUAACAAGGCAAAAUAUAUUAAAAAAACCUCGCAAAUUUUGCUAGAAAAAUAUAAUGGGGAUGUUCCUAAUGAUUUCAAAAAAGUUAUUGCAUUACCUGGAAUAGGCCCGAAAAUGGCCCAUUUGUUUUUGCAAAUUUGCUUUGACAGAACAGAAGGAAUUGCAGUAGAUACCCAUGUGCAUAGAAUAUCGAAUAGACUGGGCUGGGCGAAAUCGAAAAACCCUAUAGAGACUAUGAAACAACUGCAAGAGCUUUUACCAAAAAAACUAUGAGGUGAAGUAAAUGAGCUGCUGGUAGGGUUUGGACAAACAAUUUGUACAGCAAAAAAGCCAAAAUGUAAUGAAUGUGAUAUUGUAAAGCUUUGUCCUUAUUACAAGUCAAAGCAUAAAGACUAA
Blepharisma stoltei is the source of this 963-nucleotide messenger RNA. The record is from the annotation of a GenBank genome assembly. Lineage: Eukaryota; Ciliophora; Heterotrichea; Heterotrichida; Blepharismidae.